CCAGUAGCCACGCCUACAUCAGAGAGUGUGUGUUUAAAUAAUGAGUGGAGUGGAGUUUCUCUUCUUAGUACGCGUUUUCUUUGAGUCAGGACCAUACACAAAAACAGAAGAAAUGUUGACUGCUUUCCGAGGACUGAAUGUCUUUCUGAUAUUCAGUCUAGUGCUGAACUACACUGUGGGUUCUGAUUCUGGCUGUGAGGAUUGGGCAAUGUCUGGAUCAGAUGUUUGCUGCAACAAAUGCAAGCCAGGGAACCGUUUGGUGAAUCGUUGUGGAAGCGUCCCAGAACAGCUCUGUAUCCCCUGUGAACCUGACACGUACACAAUCAGUUUCGAAUUCUUCUGUUUGAGAUGUACCCAGUGCACAGGUAAACAGAUUACACUUAAACCUUGCACUAUCAGCAGCAAUACAGUAUGUGGAUGCAAGCCUGGAUAUCGGUGCGGAAACGACGAAUGUUCAUUCUGUGUUACUGAAUGCAAGGAGGGGGAGGAGCCCACAGAAAACAGAUUGUGUAGAAAAUGUCCAGAAGGAAAAUUCAAUGACAAAAGCCACAGUAACUGCAGAGAAUGGAAAAAAAGUUGUCCCGAUGGACAGAGGUUGGGCAAAGGAAAUGCUACCAGUGACCGUACUUGCUCUUCAGACCAAGAAGCAAUAGUACCAACCUUACAUGUUGUGAGCAAAAAAAAAGGACCUCCAGAAGAGACAAAAUGGCUUCCAGUUUUCAUUGCUGGAGGGAUGGCAGGGUUGGCUGUCCUUUGUAUCAUAGCAUCCGUGGUUGCAUAUGUAAAAGGACAAAACAAAACAGAGAAGCCACAAACUGAUACCGCUGACCAAGACCGCCCAGAUGAGUCCAGGAUUUUGGUAGGGGUGCCGCCAGACUGUAGUUUCCGUCACCCUGAGCAGGAACAGGGCAGCUCAGAGUCCAUCAACACACAAGACUCAGACUCUAAACUUAUAGUGUGAGUUCUGGACAGCUUUUUAUUUUCUUAUCUUACUGUAGUAUUGCUACAACAGCAAGAGGAUAACAUCCACUUAACUGUGAAAUACAUCCUUGACUGGGUGUCUGUCAGCCAUUCCAGCUGUGAUUAAUGGGAACAAAAUGGGCAUUUAGAUGUUGUCACUGUGUGCAUUAUUACGUUUUUAAAAGCUGAAGUAUAGAGCAAGCUGCUCUUGAUAACACGAGAUGAAAGGGUUGUCAUCGUAGGUGUGCAGUAGCAGACAGCAUGUCAACACUUUUAUGAGAGUAGGCGUCAUCUACUGGUGUUUGCGUCACAUUUUCAGGUCAAAGCCCUCUUGAAAUACCCUGGUGGGCUUUCCCACUUUUCUGUUGAAAAUAGCACUUUAAAAAAAAAAAAAAUACUGGACCAAUAACUUUGAAAAAGAAGAACAACGAGGCUGUUUUACACUGUAUGUUUGCACUUUUCUUCGUUUUUUUAUUUAUAGUUUAUGGGCAGUGUUCGGUAAACGUGUUUGACCGAGUCAUGUGGGAAGUGGACUCAAUAAAUGGCAGUGUUUACUAUCCUUCUGAAACGGAACUUUUGACCUCAUUAAGAUUGUAGUGCAUUUUACUGUUUUGUACAUAGUAGGAUUUAUAAGUAAAUAAAUAAAAUUGUCAACCCCGGGUCUAAACCGGAGUCAACAGAA
Molecule: messenger RNA, 1642 nt
Organism: Pimephales promelas (fathead minnow)
Lineage: Eukaryota; Metazoa; Chordata; Actinopteri; Cypriniformes; Leuciscidae
Gene: tnfrsf9a
Product: tumor necrosis factor receptor superfamily, member 9a
Biological process (GO): regulation of cell population proliferation
Molecular function (GO): signaling receptor activity; protein binding
Source: RefSeq, a predicted model, not a curated record